Molecule: messenger RNA, 4114 nt
Organism: Oreochromis niloticus (Nile tilapia)
Lineage: Eukaryota; Metazoa; Chordata; Actinopteri; Cichliformes; Cichlidae
Gene: vegfab
Product: vascular endothelial growth factor Ab
Exons: 6
Coding region: 1756-2241 (161 amino acids)
Biological process (GO): positive regulation of protein phosphorylation; induction of positive chemotaxis; positive regulation of endothelial cell proliferation
Cellular component (GO): membrane
Molecular function (GO): chemoattractant activity; heparin binding; growth factor activity
Source: RefSeq, a predicted model, not a curated record
AGGAGUGGGGGGGGACCAGGUGGCGAGAAACUGCACAGAAAAUCUGGCCAUCGAAGAAGAUUUUGGCCAGGAAGCCACGACGCAAAGACUUCUUUUCUUUUCCGCGGAGCUCAGGGAUGCCGACCGCACCUGAUAUAUCCGUCGCGGCGGAUCACAAGCGGAAAACGUUGACCGGAGCACGCACGCACAAGGCUUACGUGUCCAGCCACACACGCUCUCCUACGUCGACAAGUUGGGUGUCCUCUCGUGUCUAGUCACAAGGCUGGAAAAUACUUACCCCGGUACCGCAUUAGAGCCCCAGUACAAAAUUAAAACCUCACAAGAUUAUUGUGCCGGUGUGUGUUCACCGGUAUUUCCCUCGCAGUAAACGAUUCGGAAGGAGCCCAAAAAAGGAGCUCAUUUGUUGCAUAGAUCUGCGCUUUAACGACCGCGUGAUACGAUCUGUCGUAUCCAAAGAGUUUUCUUUCUUCUUAUUCACAUGUAAAAGAAAUACAUUUUUUUAAGUAGAAAUAGACAGGUGUUAUGGCAACAAAACGUGAUGUCUGGUAUUUGCCUUAAAAAAUGAUUUUUAAAAAAGGACUAAAAGUAAAAUAUUUUUUAAAAAAAGAUUAGCGGUGUUUAAGCUGCUGUAAAUGACUUGUUGCCUAUAAGCUAUCAACCAUAUCGCUCAUAAAUUGAUAUCGAGUCAUUCUGAGCCAGUGAGAGCAUACCUGGCACACGGUAGGAGCUUCAUUCAGGUUUUUUUGUUUUGUUUUGUUUUUUAUUUGUUUUUGCAAAGUGACUUUUACAUAUUCUUUAAUUUUUUUACAUGAAAGGCUUUUCACUGACUUUAAAAAUGUCUUUUCAAGGGAGCUGUGUCCAAGAGGGGAAAAGAAAUUGCAUGAAAUAUCACAUAACAGUUCUACAAAGAUAUUUUAAGUGACUAAAAAGGGCUGGAAUGGUCAUUAUGUAGAACAGAGGACAGACACAACAACGCAGACAUAAUGAUAUAAAAAUGAUCAUUUGUCUAAUUUAUAUAUAACCCGCAUAUUUGCCUAUAUUUUGCCUAUAUGCAAUAUUACACAUUUAUAACAUCACUUCUUUUUUGGGGGGGGGGGCAUUCUGGGCUCCUAUUAGCGCAGAGCUGUAUAGGACACACCUACCACCACAUCAUUCACUUCCUUCGCACCGCGAUCUCUCCACAUUAUACGACAGACCCAGACAGAAGAGGACGCACUAAGACAAGAGCCGAGUGAUGAUACCGGGAUAAAGAUAAAUCAGCCAGGGCUAAAGACAAAAGUUGACGAUUAAACUGACACCGCGGUUUUCUUUUCCACUGAACGUCAUCCUCCUCCACGGCUUCAAGUUUCAAAUGGACAGACACUUGGAGACGCCUGGCUCAACAAGCAUGGGAUUAUUUCUGUAAUGUGGAUUGCUACUCCCUUGCAAGAAAAUAAAGGUCUGCUGCGGAACAAUGUGAGACGUUGUGCAUCUUGGAUUCUCGUGUUUCUGGAUAUCUUGAAAAUAAUUGGCAAUAGUUGAGACAAAAAGAAGAAGAAGAAAAAGAAGUUGACACGCGAAGGAUUGUAUCCUUGGGACCAGCAUGGAUUUGCUUUUACAACCUCCUGCCCUUUCAGAGAAGUUUUAGCCGGUCCUCUUGUAUAUUGUCGCACUUGUGAACUUCAUGCUUGAGAACAAAAAGCCACAUUUGGCCUGCUGAUUUUAUUUUUUUCUAAACAAAGAUCGUCUGCCCCCUUGGAUUGGAUUUCAAACACCAUGAACUUUAUUGACAGUUUGACACUAUUAUUUUUGACGCUGUCAGCUGUCAAGAGUGCCCACAUACCGAGGGAAACAGAAAGAGGUCCACAUAACGUGAUCCCUCUGAUGGAGGUGUACAACAAGAGUUUGUGUCAACCUCGGGAGCUUUUGGUGGAAAUUCUGCAGGAGUAUCCAGAUGAGGUGGAGCACAUCUUCAUCCCGUCAUGCGUCGUUUUAACACGCUGUGCCGGCUGCUGCAACGACGAGAUGCUGCAGUGCACGCCGACAUCUACUUAUAACGUUACAAUGGAGAUUAAAAGAAUUAAUCCCAGGAGGCAACAAAAUGAUAUUUUCAUGAGUUUUACAGAACACAGCGCAUGCGAGUGUAGGUUAAAGAAUGAAGUGAAAGAAAAGAAAGAAAAGAGUGGACGUCCGAGUCAGCUCAACCCAAGGUCAGACCCUGCAAUGCUCAGAGAAACUACAGACUCUACAGGCCUCAGUUAGCAUGUUAAAUGUAUGGCUUGUUUGGAAGGCUGCCAGGAAAAAGCCUCUUCACUCUAAAAAGACAAUGGCAGCACGGCUUAGGUUUCCAAAGUUGCAUCUGAACAAAAGACAAGACUUCUGGAAGGAUGUCCUUUGGACAGAUGAGAAGAAGUGGAGACGUUCGGCCAUAAUGCACAGCACCACAUUUGGGGAAAACAAGCACAACAUAUCGGCAAAAGCAUCGUAUAUCAACUAUCAGCCACAGUGGUAGAGGGAUAAUAAUUUGGGUUUGUUUUCUAGCCAAAGGACCUGGGCACCUUGCAGUCAUUGAGUCGGCCAUGAACACCUCUAUAUACCAAAGUAUUCUAGAGACCGUGUAAGGCCAUCUGUCCGACAACCUAAGCUCGGUCCUAACUGGGUCAUACAACAAGGACAAUGAACCCAAACACGGCAGCAAAUCUCCAACAGAAUGACUUUAAAAGGAAAGAAUAAAGGUGCCGCAAUGGCCUAGUCAAAGUCCAGACCUCAACCUGAUCGAAAUCCUGUGGAGGGGCAUUGGAGCUGUGCCUAAAUGAAUGCCCGCAAACAUCGAUGAACUGGAGAAUCGCUGUGAAGAAAAGUGGACCAAAAUUUCUCCAGAACGAUGUGAGAGACUGAAAGUCUUACAGAAAAUAACUGCUUCAAGAUACUGCUGCUAAAAAUUGUUUGACAAGCUCUUAUAUCAUGGGGUGCACUUAGUUUUUCCCAGGACUACAUAGAGUCCUGUUAAAACUUUCUUUUUCACAUCACUGUGAGUCUGACACUACAGUUGUAUCGCAUCUUCUGUGCAUGAUACAGUUGCAACACUUUUAUUUAUUUCUUAUUCCUCCUAAUAUUUAUACUAUUUUAUAUUUUGUCUUACUUAGACAGUAGAAUUAAUGUAUUGUAUAUAUGCUAGCCAUAAAUAUCAAUAGAUACCUGUAAUCAUGAUUUUUGCUGUUACGUUUAACUAACAAAAGUUUCCAGCAUAGUUAAAUAUACCUUAUGCAGCGGAAUUAUAUCUGACUCGGCUCGUUAUAAAUAAUGCAUAUGAAAUCCAGCCUAUACACCAGGUGCAUGCAUUGUAACCACACGCUGGCCUGUUCUCAUUGUGCUACAGUUUGUAACAAGUUGAGUCAGUGAUAAAGAGUUGACCCAGAUAGACUGAAAGAUGCAGUUUUGGUCCAUUUUUUUUGUCUUCAGGUCAUCUGGGAAAUUUCCACCCACCGCAACCUUCAAAGUAGAAUACGCUUUCACUCUCUGCAGAGUCAUUGUACUUAUUAUUUAAACAUAUAUACAUAUCUUUUGAGCCCAGUUUUGGGCAGUGAAGGAAUUUAGUCUCGGAAUAUGCGAUAUUGAUCAUAUUCACACAGUGAGCUGCUUUACUCUGGCCGUUUCUUGAGAAAGAGGAUAUAAGUUGUUGUCUCGCCUUCUAAAAGCGUCAUUUGUAGGUCAUUUAACUCAUGAUGGAGUUACUUUCUCACUACGCUCAUUCAUUUCACAUCAUAUCUCAUCUUUGGGUCAAGAGAGCCUUGUGUGAAGUUAGAAUCCCAUAUAAGCCAAUCAGUAACAAAAAUUAAAACCCUUAGCUAAUAAAAUGAUAUACAUAUUUAAAAAAAAAAAAAAUUGCGAUCAAUUGAUGUUGGCUUGAGCAAUUAUCAUUCUGACAUUUAAGCACAUCACUCUCAUCAGUCUCUCAGGCAUCUCUCUGCCUUGUUCUCCUGUCUCUCUUGCAGAAAAUCCCGGACAGGCAGGGAUAAAGGCCAAAAGAGAAAACGAAAGAAAAACCCUGAAAAAACAAUUCACGAUGCGUAUGUCAGCUCUGCCUUCUCCACCUACCUGCACCUGAGUGUUGCGCUUCUCAUAAUUAAGCUAA